This is a messenger RNA of Amphimedon queenslandica, 632 nucleotides long. RefSeq names its product small ubiquitin-related modifier 3-like. Gene Ontology annotation, molecular function: protein binding. The transcript has 4 exons. The record is from RefSeq and is a predicted model, not a curated record. The coding region runs from base 92 to 391 and encodes 99 amino acids. NCBI's taxonomy places the organism in Eukaryota, Metazoa, Porifera, Demospongiae, Haplosclerida, Niphatidae.
GUUAAUUAAAAUUUGUGAUUUCAUUUCAGCCAUAUUUUCCUCGUGAAAUUCAAUUUCUCCCUCUCUUUCUGUCUUCCUUCCUAAUCUUAUUAUGUCAGAAGAUUCAAAGCCCGAUGUAAAGCCAGAUGCGGCAGGAUCUGGCGAACACAUCAAUCUCAAAGUAACGGGGCAGGAUAGCUCAGUAGUACAUUUCAAGAUAAAGAAGAACACUCAGUUCAAGAAGCUAAUGACGGCUUAUUGCGACAGACAGGGCUACCAAAGGAACUCCAUUAGGUUCAUAUUCGAUGGUACACAGAUACAAGAGGAUCAAACGCCAAUUGACUUAGAUAUGGAAGAUGAGGAUACCAUAGAAGUGUUCCAGGCGCAAACAGGAGGGGGCAGAGUUUAUUAAUAGCUAUACCUCUAAGCUCAUUCUCAUCUCCCUCCCCCUCUCUCUCUCUUUCUUUGAAAUGUCAACGAAACACCAAAACAGUAUAUGAACUUGCAUACCUAUUAAUAUUAUACCUAGAGGAUUAUUAUUCUUAUUAUUAAUAAUUAUAAUUAUUUUUGCCAGUCAUCUCUCUUCUCUAUCUUUCAUUAUUGAGUUUUUUGCAUUUUUAUUAGUGUUUGUACGAACUUUUCAUUUACAUGUA